Molecule: messenger RNA, 459 nt
Organism: Dentiscutata erythropus
Lineage: Eukaryota; Fungi; Glomeromycota; Glomeromycetes; Diversisporales; Gigasporaceae
Source: the annotation of a GenBank genome assembly
CAAAUUUCUUUACAACCAAUUAAUGAAUUAGAAUUAGAAAAUAACUCUGAGUCUGAAUUUAUAGUUACCAAAUUAAAAUCAAAAGGUAAAAAGCGAGUUAGUAGUGAAAUUGAAUCAAGUAAUAGCGAAUAUAUUGGAAAUAAUUCUGAUGAUUCAUUAAACCAAAAUAUACAAUAUUUGGAUUCAGAAAUUUGGGAAAAUUUAUUUUAUACAAAUAUUGAUAUUAAUAGUGAAUUAAUAGAUACAAAUGUUGAUGACUCUAGUGAAUCUAUAAUUAAUGAAUUAAUAAGUGGUGAAGAAAGUAAUUAUGAUAAUAAUGAACUAGCAAAUUGUAAAGUGAAUUAUAAUGAUUCUAGUGAAUCUAUAAAUAACAAAUUAGUAAAUAGCAAAGAAAGUGAUUAUGUUUCCAAUACCAAAAGUUUAUCAAGCCUUAAUGCUGACAAAACAACAAUUAAAUAG